Molecule: messenger RNA, 371 nt
Organism: Radiomyces spectabilis
Lineage: Eukaryota; Fungi; Mucoromycota; Mucoromycetes; Mucorales; Radiomycetaceae
Exons: 1
Coding region: 70-246 (58 amino acids)
Source: RefSeq, a predicted model, not a curated record
CUUGCUGCGGCGAAUGACGACGACCAAGAUUCACACCAGGGAACCUUUCAGCAGGAAGGCGCCAAGACCAUGCCGGCUUACUUAGAUAAGCCGCUAACUUUUUUGGCUUUCGAUUGGUGCGUAACUUUUUUUUUCUUUUGCUGCUUUUUUCUCCUCAUUCUCUUUCUGUCAUUGCUCGUCAUCAACGUCAUCGUCCUCUGCUUGCUGCCUUUGAUUUCCCUGGUCUCCACACCGACGCUUGAUUAAGGUCUGUUUCAUCCGCUGGGCGCAUCGAAGUAAUUAGUCAUAGACCGCUUUUUGCAUCAUCUCUUUUAUAUAUAUAUUUUCUGGCAUCAAUAAAUAGAGACUUUUUUUUUUGCUUACUACCUAAG